Messenger RNA from Marmota flaviventris (yellow-bellied marmot), 2552 nucleotides. RefSeq names its product TBC1 domain family member 25 (gene Tbc1d25). Lineage: Eukaryota; Metazoa; Chordata; Mammalia; Rodentia; Sciuridae. Gene Ontology annotation, cellular component: autophagosome. The record is from RefSeq and is a predicted model, not a curated record. Gene Ontology annotation, biological process: activation of GTPase activity; regulation of autophagosome maturation. Gene Ontology annotation, molecular function: GTPase activator activity.
UUGUACAGGAAAACCUUCUGGAGAAAAUAUUAAAGGCUCAGGGAUCCAAAUUAAGAAGGGUCAGCUAUGUGAAUUUCAUGGCAGGUAGUGGGAUGGGCAAGAGUUCUAGGCCAAGGGAACAGCAGGGCAAAGGCUGGGGGUUGGUGAUGAGCUUGGCAUGCUCCUGUAGGUUCCCAUAUUGCUAGAACAGCAAGAGUGAGGGGAAGGAAGAGUGGUAAGGAGGUGAAACAGAGAGGCAACUGGGGCACAGGUGGUAAAGAGCCUUUGGUGUGUACUCUGAGGAAGAAAGAUGUUGCAGUAGUUCCAGCAGGCAGUGAUGGUGGCCCAGACUAGGGUGGUGGAAUUGGCAGAGAUGAGAAGAGAGUCAACAGAUCGCUUUGUGUAAUAGUGCUGUAAGAGAGCAGUUUGGGAAUUAAGAAAAACAGAGGAUGCCUGAUCUGUGAGUGACCCAGAUGAAGAAAGCAGAAAGGAUGUUCCAGACAGGGGGAUCAGCACACACAAAGGCCUGAAACCAGGAUGUGUUGAAGAUAACAGCCAACAAUUUGGUACUACCAGAGUGUAGAGAAAUGUGAGAGCUUCCUGCCACAUGAGUUCCGCUCUUUUGCUGUAGACCCCCAAAUCACCUCACUGGACGUAUUACAGCACAUCCUCAUCCGAGCCUUUGAUUUGAAUGGGCCCACUGCUGGAAGACUGGGACAUAAUCAGCCCCAAGGAUGUCAUUGGCUCUGAUGUGCUGCUGGCUGAGAAACGGUCAUCACUGACGACAGCCGCCCUGCCCUUUACACAGUCCAUCCUAUCUCAGGUGGGUCGAACCUUGUCUAAAGUCCAGCAGGUGCUGAGCUGGUCAUAUGGUGAAGAUGUGAAGCCCUUUAAGCCACCCCUGAGUGAUGCUGAAUUUCACACAUACCUGAAUCAUGAAGGCCAGCUCUCCCGACCUGAGGAGUUGCGCCUGCGAAUCUAUCAUGGGGGUGUAGAACCCUCUCUGCGAAAGGUGGUGUGGCGGUACCUGCUGAAUGUGUACCCAGAUGGGCUUACAGGCCGUGAACGAAUGGACUACAUGAAACGCAAGAGUCGCGAGUAUGAGCAGCUCAAGAGUGAGUGGGCCCAGCGAGCAAGCCCUGAGGACCUGGAGUUCAUCCGCAGCACUGUCCUCAAGGAUGUGCUGCGCACUGACCGGGCCCACCCCUACUAUGCAGGGCCUGAGGAUGGCCCACAUCUGCGGGCACUACAUGAUCUGCUCACCACCUAUGCUGUUACACACCCACAGGUGUCCUACUGCCAGGGCAUGAGUGACUUGGCUUCGCCCAUUCUUGCUGUCAUGGACCACGAGGGCCAUGCCUUUGUCUGCUUUUGUGGCAUCAUGAAGCGCCUGGCUGCCAACUUCCAUCCUGAUGGUCGCGCCAUGGCCACUAAGUUUGCCCACCUCAAGCUGCUUCUUCGACAUGCUGACCCUGACUUCUACCAGUACCUUCAAGAAGCAGGUGCUGAUGACCUCUUCUUCUGUUACCGAUGGCUACUGCUUGAGCUCAAGCGUGAGUUUGCCUUUGAUGAUGCCCUCCGCAUGCUCGAGGUCACUUGGAGUUCACUGCCUCCUGAUCCUCCUGAACAUGAAGUAGAGCUUGUUGGACCUCCCAGCCAAGUAGCAGACGUUGGCUUUGGUGGCCACCGGGGGCGGCCCAUGCGACAGAGGCACAUGCUGAGGCCUGCAGGUGGAGGUGGUAGUGCCUUCGAAGAUGCUGUUAAACACUUGACCACGUCCAGCCAGGGGCCUGGUAGUGGGGGGCGUCUCCUGAGACAAGCCAGCCUGGAUGGCCUCCAGCAACUCAGGGAUAAUAUGGGCCCCAGGAGGGACCCUUUGGUCCAACUACCCCACCCAGCUUCCCUCAUUAGCUCCAAGUCCCUCUCUGAGCCCUUGCUGAACUCCCCAGAUCCACUGCUUUCCUCCUUUUCCCGCCCUGACUCCCCAUCUUCCUCAUCUCCACCAUCUACCCAGGAGGCCUCUCCUGCUGGUGACAUGGGUAUAGGCUCCCCCUUGAUGCAGGAGGUAGGAUCCCCACGAGAUACUCGGAAGUCCUUGCCACCACCCCCAAUGGGCCUGCCCCCACCCCAGGAGUUUGGCCGGGGGAACCCAUUCAUGCUCUUUCUUUGCCUGGCCAUCCUGCUGGAGCACCGUGACCACAUCAUGCGCAAUGGGCUGGAUUACAAUGAGCUGGCCAUGCACUUUGACCGCCUAGUGCGAAAACACCACCUGGGGCGUGUCCUGCGCAGAGCCAAGGCUCUGUUUGCUGAUUACUUGCAGUCAGAGGUGUGGGACUCAGAGGAGGGGGCCGAGGCCACAGCCCCAUCUUGACUGAACUCCCUCCAACCCCCCAUCAGCCCCACCUUUGCCAUCAGGGCCCACAUGUGAGAUCCCACCUCCCUGCCUGCCAGCCCUAGACCUGUUGGAGCCAGGAACCAUCUCUCCCCAGGUUUGAGUGUGGAGGGCUCUGCUUUGGCACUUUUUCCUAUUUUUGUUGUGUUGUUUUUAAACAACAAUACUUUGAACACAUGAA